CUUAAUGACUUCAAGGAUUGUCUGGUUUUGAUUGAUUGGGUUAUUUGAACUUGGUACCCUCCCUGAGCUGUCUUGAUGUACGAGGGUCACGGGCGAGUUCUGAUCGUCCCUUCCUGAAUCGUUGCUUUCGUUCUCCCUUUUCCCAACCCAUCGCUUAAAUCGGACACAAUGCAAGUCUCCGUCCCGGAUGCCAGUUCGGGGUCACCGUCCACGCCAAUUCCAGUACCAGUAUUACCCCCAGCUUCUGCCUCAAGCGUACCGCCGUUCUCAUCGACCCAACCGCAAACCACCGUGUCCAAGCACCUGUCCUCCGGACAAAAGCGAUCCGCUCACGAACUUGACGCGCCCAAUACCUCGACUCCUGUGAUUCAGGUUUCCGCGACCCAAGGCACAAGCCCAAUCCCGGUUUACACCGAUAACAAAGAGAACGGUACUGAUAUUUCGGGCUUGAAGGAUGGACCAAGUACUGUGAAUACUGCCUCACUGGCAGCCCCUGCGCAUCCUAAUACUGGGGAAGGAAACACAUCCAUCCCUAUUAACAACAUGGGGCAGGCUCAAUCCCAGGCGGAUGCGCCGUCCGCUGCUAAAAAGAGGAAGUUGUCGCCCGCCGAGCGGGAAGCUAAGCAGCAGGAGAAGGAAGCAAAAGAGCGUCAGAAGUUAGAGGAAAAGGCGAGGAAGGAUGAAGAGAGAGCUAAGAAAGAGGAGGAGAAGCGUAAGCGAGAGGCGGAGAAGGAAGAGGAGCGAAAGAAGAGAGAGGAGAAGAGGAAGGCCAGGGACGAGGAGAGAGCUGCUAGGGAGGAAGAAAAGCGAAGGAAAGACGAAGAAAAACUAAAGAAGGAAAGGGCGCAAAUGAAGCUGAAUUCGUUCUUCGUCAAACCAAAGGUUUCUAGUGAGCAGUCUUCUUCAGGAACUGUCGAAGGCUCACCAAAAAAGCCUUCAGGUGACGGCGUACCUGCUCGUUUGUCUGAUAGAACUCGUGAACUCUCUGACUACGAGCGGGAGUUUCCAGAUUUCUUUCUGCAUCCAAAUACGACUCUUGCGCCUCCGCACAGAUUCGAGAGAGAUGCCACAGCACUGGCUCAUCUACGAGAGAAACUUGACUCACUCUUAAGGAGCGGGUCCGUUGAACAACUGACUUUCCGACCGUCUGAGGUGUUCAAGCUAAUGCCGUAUAAAAGGAGACGCGGCUAUCAAAUAAUGUCAGUCAGGGAUAUCUUGCUUCAAAUGCAGAACUUGAAUGAUCUACCAGAAACCUCGGAAGCCGCUCGUAGGCUCCAGGAAUCAUUAAAACAAGUGCGGAUGAAAUCAUUAAAAUUUGGGGAAGAUGUAAGACCACCAUACCAGGGAACUUACACGAAGCGGCUUUCCAAGGAGGCGGCUACCAAGUUGAUGCGAAACCCAUUUAGCCGCGCGCUACCUGAGGUCAAUUAUGACUACGACUCUGAAGCAGAAUGGGAGGAUGCAGAAGAAGGAGAAGAGUUAGACUCGGAGGAAGAAGAGGAGGGUAGUGAAGAUGGCGAUGAAGAUAUGGAUGGGUUUCUCGACGAUGAGGAUGAUCACCUGGCAAACAGUAAACGACGUCUGCUUGUGGGUGAUCUUGAACCAGUUUGCACGGGCAUAAAAUGGCAGGACGAGGGGUCUGAUCCAGAGUUAGAGGCCUACAAACUCGAGAUCAUUCUACCCUCUGUUACAUUUCCAAUCGACCCGUUCUGUUCGUCGUACUGGUACAAGCCUCCCAAGGCUUCAGAACCCGGGCUGACCAACGUCAACGGUUUGGGACCACGUCCAAUCUGGAAUCAUCACACGGUGAACCCGGUAACACGGGACCCGGCAUCCAUGGCCGUGCCGAGUGGGAAGAAGGUGCCUAUCAACCCUAAACGGGCUUUUCCGCCAGACCAACUCGGAGAAUUCAAGGCUGUUGUUGAAGGAAGUGAUCUGACGAAGACUGGCUUGAUCGAAGUCCUGAAGAAACGAUUCCCGAAGGUGUCCAAAAACGUCCUCAAGGACACUUUAGACUCUGUCGCAACGCGGGUUGGACAAAAGGAAGCCGACAAGAAAUGGGUCUGCAAGUAGAAUCUGAUUCGUCUGUUCAAUAAAAACAAUCACGAUGGCCGAUUCCUAACCGUCGCGUUCGCCGAGAGAUAUGAUGAAAAUGAUAACGCCACUAUUAUUAGCUUCUAAGCGAUAAAACUAGGUACAAUACUGCGACUACGGUCUACUGCUGUGUCUUGGGUGACUGCAACCCCGUCAAAGAGCGGAUGGUUGUAUAAAAUCAUGACUGCUU
Messenger RNA from Aspergillus nidulans FGSC A4, 2284 nucleotides. RefSeq names its product putative chromatin assembly factor 1 subunit A. The record is from RefSeq and is a predicted model, not a curated record. Bases 169 to 2073 code for a protein of 634 amino acids. The transcript is spliced from 3 exons. Gene Ontology annotation, cellular component: nucleus. Lineage: Eukaryota; Fungi; Ascomycota; Eurotiomycetes; Eurotiales; Aspergillaceae.